AUGUCUGCUGAUUUUCAAUUAGUUGAAAGUUCUUCAUCAACUGUUAGAACUGAAACUUUACUCUCCAUCUCCACAAUAUUUAAAUCAAUGGGUAGAAACAUCAAUUCGUUCCAUCUCAUCGACCAAAACAUUGAUUUUGAUCAAGAUGAGUUUUUGUUUAGAGAAAUUGAUGAUGAAUUAGCUGUUCCAAUUCCAGAAGAAGAUCUUCAUGCAUCAACACUGCUUAAUUGCAAACAACAAAAUGCUUAUAAUUCUAUCUUACAAAAAGUUUUGUCAAAUGAAACUGCCAUAUUCUUUAUUGAUGGUCCUGGUGGAACAGGAAAAAUAUUUUUAUACAAAACACUCAUUGCUACAAUAAGAACAAAGCAAUUAAUUACUCUUGCAACUGCUUCAUCUAGUGUAGUUGCAUCAAUCUUAUCUGGAGGUCGAACUGCACAUUCACGAUUCAAAAUUCCACUAGAUACCGACAAAAAUCUCACAUGUAGUGUCAGCAAACAAAGUGGACUUGCAAGAUUACUACAAAAGUAA
This is a messenger RNA of Carya illinoinensis, 528 nucleotides long. RefSeq lists its product as uncharacterized. The record is from RefSeq and is a predicted model, not a curated record. Gene Ontology annotation, biological process: DNA repair; telomere maintenance. Gene Ontology annotation, molecular function: DNA helicase activity. The transcript has a single exon. NCBI's taxonomy places the organism in Eukaryota, Viridiplantae, Streptophyta, Magnoliopsida, Fagales, Juglandaceae. Bases 1 to 528 code for a protein of 175 amino acids.